ACUGAAAAUGGCAGCAGCUAACAGAAUACUUGCUAUCAUCUAUUUCUUUAUGAUCAUGGAGCUGAUACAUGGCAACACCCUGUAUCCCACAAAUAAAUAUGAAUUAAUUAAGUUAAAAAUACCAGUUAUGAAAACUGAGAGCAAGUCUUAUUCUGAGAGCACAGCAAAUGAUUUGGCGCCCCCUUGGCAGACAGCAGCUCAUUAUGAUUUAACCAUUACAAAGCCCUUGCACAAAACAGACGUUUUACAACACACCACAAACCCCAUCGACAGAUUGUUAGUAACCUGCACCGAAGCUUUCAUGCGUGCUUCACUUAAUGUUUUUCAAAACAAACUGAAAAGUGCAACAGCCGCAGAAAGCGUUGAGAUCUUCGACGUUUUACUGAAAAUUAAAAAUCUCUCCAAGGCAGAUGAAGCGCUGUUGAACAAAGCUUUAUAUACAACUUUCGAAAAGAUCAACGAAAUAAACGUCGAUUUAACGCUUAGUGAGAGUGAACAAACCUUGAUGGAGGCGCUAUUGGAACACUACGAACAAAUGUUGCAGCAGGAGCAACUGGGUGUACCAAAACCGGAUGCUCAUGAGGGUUUAACCAUCGAGCAUGAUAUUGAGCGGAAUUUUGAUGCUGUGAAGAGAUUUUGGUUGGAAUUUUAAGUUAAAUUGGAUAUAUUUCUAAAAUUAAGUAGUUGAUAGAUAUUUUAUCAUAAGCAUAACAAAUAUUAUUUAUUUUUUUAUAAAAGAGUCAAUAAAUUACAAAAUGCUAUAUUUUAA
Molecule: messenger RNA, 769 nt
Organism: Bactrocera dorsalis (oriental fruit fly)
Lineage: Eukaryota; Metazoa; Arthropoda; Insecta; Diptera; Tephritidae
Exons: 3
Coding region: 8-652 (214 amino acids)
Source: RefSeq, a predicted model, not a curated record